This is a messenger RNA of Frieseomelitta varia, 1590 nucleotides long. It is a transcript of the gene lft, whose product is annotated as protein limb expression 1 homolog. The record is from RefSeq and is a predicted model, not a curated record. NCBI's taxonomy places the organism in Eukaryota, Metazoa, Arthropoda, Insecta, Hymenoptera, Apidae. Gene Ontology annotation, cellular component: cytoplasm. The transcript has 3 exons. Bases 176 to 1150 code for a protein of 324 amino acids. Gene Ontology annotation, biological process: autophagosome maturation.
CCGAAGUAGACAGCCCUGGUUUUCUGGAAAUCGUCAGUGGUCCGGGGCCAUUAAACGCGUUAUAUGUGUAUUGCAAUUUGAUCUCGUAGCGCUUGGUUGGAGAGUAAUUUACACGAAUUCCUGGGCAUCCGGGUCUCCGCAGGAGACGUAAAUGUACGUGAGUUUUUAAGAGGUGAUGCAGGGCAUAAUGCCAGUUAAAACAAAAUCUCGAAUUCCUGAAAAUAUGGGUAUCACAGGUGGAUUAGUAGAUGCUAGGGAUAAACAAGUAUUAAAAGAAGCUGUGGAAGCAGUCGUCAACAGCUUUGCUAAACAUACUCAAGGCUAUGGAAGAGUAAAUGUAGUAGAAGCUUUGCAAGAAUUUUGGCAAAUGAAACAAAGUAGAGGAACUGAGCUAAGAAAUGGAGCAUUAGUUAUUUAUGAAUCUGUACCUGGCACCAGCCCACCUUAUGUGUGUUAUGUAACUCUUCCUGGAGGAUCUUGCUUUGGUAGUUUUCAGAAUUGUCCCACUAAAGCAGAGGCUCGCAGAUCAGCAGCAAAAAUUGCUCUGAUGAAUUCUGUUUUCAAUGAACAUCCAGCACGUAAAAUAACAGAUGAUUUCAUAGAAAAAGCUGUUGCAGAAGCAAGAGCUAGCUUUGCUAAGCCUUCUGCAACUUCGAACAGUAAUCAAACACAGGUAUGUUUUGAAUUUGAUCUGAGUAUAUUUGUUAUUAUAAGAAUUAUAUUAAAUGAAUUAUUUAAUUUUCAGGGAAGUGGAGAUGAGAAAGAAGAUCCAAAUACAGGUAUCGGAGCAUUUCGUUUUAUGUUAGAAUGUAAUCGUGGAAGGACUAUGUUAGAAUUUCAAGAAUUAAUGACAGUCUUUCAAUUACUUCAUUGGAAUGGAUCUUUGAAAGCAAUGAGAGAAAGACAAUGUAGCAGACAGGAAGUAGUUGCUCAUUAUAGUCAUCGAGCUUUAGAUGAUGAUAUGCGUAGUCAAAUGGCAUUGGAUUGGGUAGCAAGAGAACAUGAAAGCGGUGGCGGCGUUGUUGCUAUGGAAUUGGCAUUGGCUGAGAGAGAACUCGAAGCAGCACGUCUAGCUGGAAGAGAACUUAGAUUUCCUAAAGAAAAAAAAGAUAUAUUAAUGCUUGCACAUGCUCAAGUAUGCCCUCAGUGAUUUCUACAGAGUGAAUGUGCAUUUUACACGCAAAAAAAGAUAUAAAACUGGUUUUACAAAAGCUGGUAUUAGGGGAAUAUUCAUUUUUUAAUGACAUGCAAUAUCACUGUAUUGUGAAAUGCUUUAUUGUUGUCUAGCAUUGAGACACAUAAUCCGUCCUUUUUUUUAUAAAGUAUUUUUGGUGAUAAUAGAAUAUUAAUGAAAUUAUAAAUUUAAUGUAUUUUUAAGAAUAUAUUAAAUGUGAGACUGCCAUUAUAAACUGCGAUAGAAAGAUACAGGACAAAUUGUUCAAAUCAAAAUUAAUUAUUAAUUGUAUAUAGACAUAUUUUGAUACAAAAUCUUGUCUUCCAUUACAGCAGUUUAAGUCGUCCCCUCUAUAAUUAAUAGCAUUACAUAUGUUCAGCACAUAGCGAGAAUGCUUGGUGAUAUACUAUUUGCCU